Cladocopium goreaui is the source of this 822-nucleotide messenger RNA. The record is from the annotation of a GenBank genome assembly. Lineage: Eukaryota; Dinophyceae; Suessiales; Symbiodiniaceae.
AUGUUGUUUGUACUUCUCCGUGACCUGUUGGGCAACGUGAUGGAAACCGUGGAAGCUUCGAAGGUGGACCGCUUGCCAGUUCGCGGCUCUGCUUCGAAGGUGCUCGAGGACGUUGCUGUCCCAGAAGGCUACGUCCCGGGAAGCUUCCUGCAGAAGUUCAUCGAUGGGAACUUAGCAGAGGCGGUGGCGAUGGAUGCUGCGCCUGCAUCCAGUGCUGAUGCAUCGACUGCCGGUGGUGCCUCGGCUGAUGCCUCGGAAGCAGCUGAUGUAGCCUCGGCUGAUGGACCGAAAGCAGCCGAUGCAGCGCAUGAAGGUGGUGGUGGUGGCAGCGAGCUUCCUGCACCACCACCACCACCACCGCAUAUACCACCACCACCACCGCCACCGCCAGUACCAACUGCUGCAGUGAAGAUAAAGGUCAAGGCCAUGCCAAGACCUCGCCCUGCACACCCGAAAGGGCAGCCGCCGCCGAAGCAUGUGGACGUGGUCACAGUGGACGAUGAGAGCUGCAGCUCUCCCAGCUCGAGCUGGAAGACCCCUGCUGCAAUGGUGCAGCACGAUGCAGAUGGCUCCUGGCAGACCUGGCAGCAUGGCUGGAAGACCCCUGCUGCAAUGAUGCAGCACAAUGCUGAUGGCUCCUGGCAGACCUGGCAGCAUGGAGAUGCCAGUGACGGCCAGACCGCGUGGCAUGCAGAUGGCGCCAACUGGCAUGCAAGCAUGUCGCAGACGGUUGAGUCAGAUGGAUGGAGCGCGAUUCUAGGCUGCAUACUUUGUAUAUUUAAGUUUUUGCCACUAUAUAUUUUUUAUACAGCAGUCAUUUAG